Coffea arabica (coffee) is the source of this 693-nucleotide messenger RNA. The record is from RefSeq and is a predicted model, not a curated record. Lineage: Eukaryota; Viridiplantae; Streptophyta; Magnoliopsida; Gentianales; Rubiaceae.
AUGGAGGAACAGCAAUCUGAAGGGCAUCCAGUGAGUGACAAUGAAGAGGAACCAGUGCAGCCUACCAAUGCAGAUGUAACAGUAACCAAAUCACCCAGGAAAAGAAAAAGGACUGCCAAAAGGAAGAACAUUGCUCAACCCAAGGAAAAACAAACUGUUGAUCUUUCCGGGGAUCAGCAGAAUGCAGAAAAAACUGCUGAGGAACAGCAAACUGAGGAACCAUCUACCAGGAGAUCACCAAGGAUAAGGUCUGGUGUCCAAAGUACUGCGCAAACUACUCAGCGCAGUGGAAAAAGAAAGCGUCCUGAGCAGCCUGAGACCCACACUACUACUGAACCCACUCCUCUACCCAAGUUUAUCGACGAUGAAACCAGAGAAAGAUUUGAAUGGAUCUCGCAGAAGGGCUUUAUCACUCAGUGGACCAUUAUCCCCUACGAAUUUCGUAAACUUGAUCUUGAACCUGUUGUCAACCUGAAAGGCAAAUCACAUACUGAUCUCAUUUCUCGUGUCAACUCUGUUAACAUUGAACUGAAUCCUGACAUUGUUAACUCUGACAAGGGAAAAGCUCCGGCAACUGAAGAAGAAACUGAAGAGGAGGAUGAUAAUGAUGAGGAUGAGGACACUGAGGAAGAAGACCCUGCUCAGUUUCGUCUGGCUAGAAGAAGGUCUGGAUCCUCCAAGAUCACAUUUUAG